UACGAGAGAGUGCGCUGGGGUGGGGUUGGAGGUUAAGAGAGCGUCUCUUGCUUUUCUCACACGCACACACACAUCGCACACUUUUCUGGAUCUCUCUGCUCAUGUCCACUUGUCAAGCUAACACACACACACUAGUUGCCACUUUACACACACACACCGGUCUGUGGACUCCAGCACUGACCCCCCCCCCCCCCCCCCGCCUCUCUGGGUCGGCCGUGGUGAGGAGAGUGUGGCAAAGGAGGUAUGGAGAGGACUGAUCGGAUUCAGCGGCCCGUCGUGGGCUCGGCCGACUCCUACACGAGCCGGCCGUCGGACUCCGACGUGUCCCUGGAGGAGGAUCCCGAGGCCCUGAGGAAGGAGGCGGACAGGCAGGCCCUCGCCACGCUCGAGAAAGCAAAGACCAAACCAGUCGCGUUUGCCGUGCGGACAAACGUGGGCUACAACCCGGGCCCCAGCGAUGACGUUCCCGUGCAGGGCAUGGCCAUAUCCUUCGAAGCCAAAGACUUCCUACACAUCAAAGAGAAAUACAACAACGAUUGGUGGAUCGGGCGUCUGGUGAAGGAGGGCUGCGAGGUGGGCUUCAUCCCCAGCCCGGUCAAGCUAGAGAACACCCGACUUCUACAGGAGCAGAGGAUGAGGCAGAACCGACUCAGCUCCAGUAAAUCUGGAGGAAGCUCAAGCCUGGAUGUCGCCACGGGAACACGCAGGCCCACCCCACCCGGCACAGCACACACGGACAUGCCCACUGUGACCUAUGAUGUUGACCCCCUGGACCUGGAUGCCGAGGAGCUCCCUGAGUCGCAGGGGGACCCUCGCUCCCCCAAGGUCAUGUCCGGCAGCGUGACCUCGCCUCAGGCCAACACGCACCGGCUGCCUUUCUUUAAGAAGAUGGAGCACGUGCCUCCCUACGACGUGGUUCCUUCCAUGAGACCCAUCAUCCUGGUCGGACCGUCGCUCAAAGGCUACGAAGUGACAGACAUGAUGCAGAAGGCUCUCUUUGAUUUCCUGAAACACAAGUUUGAGGGAAGGAUAUCCAUCACACGGGUGACGGCGGACAUCUCGCUGGCCAAGCGCUCGGUCCUCAAUAACCCCAGCAAACACACCAUCAUCGAGCGCUCCAGCACCCGUUCCAGCCUGGCUGAGGUUCAGAGCGAGAUCGAGCGCAUCUUUGAGCUGGCCCGCACCCUGCAGCUGGUGGCCCUGGACGCCGACACAAUCAACCACCCGACUCAGCUGGCCAAGACCUCGCUGGCUCCCAUUAUUGUCUACAUCAAGAUAGCCUCUCCUAAGGUUCUGCAGAGGCUCAUUAAAUCCAGGGGGAAGUCUCAAGCCAAACACCUCAAUGUGCAGAUGGUGGCAGCAGACAAGUUGGCUCAGUGCCCCCCUGAACUGUUUGACAUCAUCCUGGAUGAGAACCAGCUUGAGGAUGCCUGCGAGCACCUGGCCGACUACCUGGAGGCCUACUGGAAGGCCACGCACCCCCCCAGCAGCAACCCGCCCAACCCGUUGCUCAACCGCACCAUGGCCACGGCGGCGCUGGCCGCCUCGCCCGAGCCCGUCUCCAACCUGCAGGGGUCCAACCUAGUGCACGCCGAGCCCCCUAAGCGGGAGGGCACAGAGUGCGGCGGGAGCGAAUACCACGGCGACCUUGGGGGAAAACCUCAGCAUCAACAACAGCAACAGUCGUACCUGCGCUCUUCCCGCGGUCAAGUCCGAGGGGGCAGCGGCCGCGGCCUUUCCCGGCAAGACACCUUCGACUCGGAGACGCAGGGCAGCCGGGACUCGGCGUACACCGAGGCUGGAGACUCCUGCAUGGACAUUGAGACCGACCCCUACGAGGAGCCUGAGCCUUACCGCGGCGGCGGAGGGGGCAGCCGUCCUCACCUGGCGCAGCACCACGGGCGCCAGGCAUCCUGGGAGGACGAGGGCGCCGAGCCGGACCAGGAGAACCUGAACCAGCCGCCGGCGCCCAGUCACGGGGGGCAGCUGCAGCACGGGCGGGCCAAGCUGAGGGAGCGCUACUGCCAGGAGCCGCUGGACACGGGGGCCAACAAGGGCCGCAACAAAAACCAAGAUGACUGGGGCAGGGACGUCUACAUCCGCUGAGAGGACACGAGAGGAGGAGACGACAAAUGUUUACAUCCAACGACUACAGUAAUCCCUCUCUAUUUGCAGGGCACAUCCCCACCCCAUCCAACCCCCUCCAAAUUGCCUAAAAUUGUCUACCAGUGGUUCUCAAUUUUUUUUACAGUAAGCACCACCUGUAAAAAAAAAAAAAAACUACUUGGCCUUCCAAGUACCACCAGUGACCACCAUUAAUUUGUAAGUAGUGCCGUAAGUUGAAAUGUUCAACUAAAAAAGGAAUAGAAUUGUAUACAGUACAUAAAACUACUGUAAAAUUAUGCACAGUUUGAACCUUAACACUAAAUACCUUCCUGUCAAUUCGUCGUAGCUUUGGCGCCGUCUUGUGGUAAUUUAGGGCGUUACAGAAAGAGCACCAACGGCAAUUAGUGGGGGAUUUCUGUCUUUUGCUUUUACACAAAACUGCAUGAAUGUCACGAGACAGCACGAGGACACUACUUUUGAUUGUCAGCUCCGUCAAGCUUCUGUAGAAUGUGAGGACAUCAUCACGUCUGUCCUCCAAAGUCUUAAACAGGGUCUAUAUCACCACCCCUACCCCAAUAUACCCCCCCACCAGUGUGCAGUGUCAGGGUUCCUCCUCACCUUCCCUUUUUCAACGUCCACUUCUUAUCACCCGGACCUUAAAAGCAGGUGGACAAGAUGCUCUAUGUUAGAUAUUUUUUAUGGAUACAGAUCUCUCUUCCAUUGGAGUUUUCAGUGUGCCGCCCUUUCACCCCAGAGUCCACAAUCCUGCCCAAAAAAAAAAUCCCACAAUCCAAAGUGCCGGAAGGUUUCGCCAAGCCAUGCCGCCAACAGCGUCGCUGCCGUCUUAACUCUUACACUCCUUCUUUGCAGGCCACACGUUGUCUCUUUCUCCAGGUCCAACACAACUAGCUUUUUGUGUUAUUUAUGCUCAGAUAUAGUACUUGCUUAAAAUCACAACGACUCAAUUUGUGUGUCUCAGCCCCCCUGAUCUUUUUUAAGCUCCACUUGUGAGGUUGUGAGAGGCUAUAAACAUCUUCAGUGGGAUAAAUGAAUAUUGAAUAAUGUUAUUGUUGCGUUAUCGCAAUUGUUUAAAAAAAAAAAAAAAAGAUAAUAUAUGACAUAACAUGUAUCAUUGGUGCCUGAUUGUAGCUAAUUUUUUUUUUUUGCUUUUUCUGCCUUUCAUUUUUAAUCUGUGGAUAAAUUCGUAUUUUAAUU
Syngnathus typhle (broad-nosed pipefish) is the source of this 3321-nucleotide messenger RNA. It is a transcript of the gene cacnb1, whose product is annotated as calcium channel, voltage-dependent, beta 1 subunit. Gene Ontology annotation, biological process: regulation of voltage-gated calcium channel activity; chemical synaptic transmission; neuromuscular junction development. Bases 244 to 2106 code for a protein of 620 amino acids. Gene Ontology annotation, molecular function: protein binding; high voltage-gated calcium channel activity. Gene Ontology annotation, cellular component: voltage-gated calcium channel complex. The record is from RefSeq and is a predicted model, not a curated record. Lineage: Eukaryota; Metazoa; Chordata; Actinopteri; Syngnathiformes; Syngnathidae. The transcript has 13 exons.